Messenger RNA from Lithohypha guttulata, 933 nucleotides. RefSeq lists its product as uncharacterized. The transcript has 2 exons. The coding region runs from base 1 to 933 and encodes 310 amino acids. Lineage: Eukaryota; Fungi; Ascomycota; Eurotiomycetes; Chaetothyriales; Trichomeriaceae. Gene Ontology annotation, molecular function: NADP binding; NAD binding; oxidoreductase activity, acting on the CH-OH group of donors, NAD or NADP as acceptor. The record is from RefSeq and is a predicted model, not a curated record.
AUGCCACCUAACACGAACGGGCGUGUCAAGGAGGGCGGUGUCCAACAUGUUGGGUAUAUUGGGUUAGGAAAUGCCGGUUUCUCCAUGGCUUCUAACCUGCCAAAAGCAGGAUAUACGCUGGUUGUUCACGACGCUGACGAAGCCAAAGCAGAACGGGCUGCGAAUGAAUGGAAAAACACGAAGGCAGCACAUGGACAGGCUGAAGCGUUCUCGGACUGUGAAGUCGUAGUGACCAUGCUUCCCCAGGGGAAGAUCGUGAGGGAGGUUCUGUUUGGUCAGAAUGGCAUCGCAAAGGCGCUGAAAGCUGGUACAAUUGUCGUCGAUACCUCCUCUUCCUCUCCUUUCGAUACAGUCGCGUUGGGAAAGGAACUAGCUGAGCAUUCACUUCAGCUGGUGGAUGCUCCAAUCACACAAACCUAUAUGCAUGCGACUGACGCUGGUGAGUCGACACUGAUGGUAGGAUCGGAUUCGGAAGAUGCAUAUCAGAAAAUUGAGCCAGUCCUAAGGACCAUGGCAAGCUACAUCUUCCACAUGGGUCGCCUUGGAUCUGGACAUGCCAUGAAGACUCUCAACAACUAUAUCAUGGCGAGCAGCUUAGUUGCGCUGAGUGAUAGCUUUGUCACAGGUCAGCAAUUCGGGUUGGAUCCACAAAAGAUGAUCGAUUGCUUAAACGUUGGCACCGCUUUGCUUGUCAAGGAUCUGGGUAUCACACAAGAGUUUAUGAAGCAUAACCAAUUUGAGACAGAAUUGCCAGGAGUUAUCCGGAAGUAUCUCUCCGAUGCAUUGGAACAGGUCGAACCGCAAGCUGACCAUACGAAGAUGCUUGUUGGGUGGGAGAAGCGAGCUGGAAUCAGUCUACGCAAAACCGAAAAGGCCCAAAGUAUUCCUGAAGCUGACUUCACUCAUAGACUACAUGGCCUCAAUCGUCCUUAG